Molecule: messenger RNA, 3389 nt
Organism: Aplysia californica (California sea hare)
Lineage: Eukaryota; Metazoa; Mollusca; Gastropoda; Aplysiida; Aplysiidae
Product: serine/threonine-protein phosphatase 2A catalytic subunit beta isoform
Biological process (GO): mitotic cell cycle; peptidyl-serine dephosphorylation
Cellular component (GO): cytosol
Molecular function (GO): protein serine/threonine phosphatase activity
Source: RefSeq, a predicted model, not a curated record
AAUUGGAAAUGAGUUUUGUCGAUGACCGCACCUCCGCAAAGGAGCUGGAUCAGUGGAUAGAGCAACUCAAUGACUGCAAACAACUCUCGGAAAACCAAGUGAAAACUUUAUGCGAAAAGGCAAAAGAGAUUCUGUCAAAGGAAUCAAAUGUGCAAGAAGUGAAAUGCCCUGUAACGGUCUGUGGGGAUGUCCACGGUCAGUUCCAUGAUUUGAUGGAAUUGUUCCGUAUUGGAGGCAAAUCACCAGACACGAAUUACCUAUUCAUGGGAGAUUAUGUGGACAGAGGAUAUUACUCUGUAGAGACAGUAUCAUUACUGGUCACCUUGAAAGUGCGUUUCAAGGACAGAAUAACAAUUCUGCGUGGUAACCACGAGAGUCGCCAAAUUACCCAAGUGUAUGGUUUCUAUGAUGAGUGUCUGCGCAAAUACGGCAAUGCCAAUGUAUGGAAAUACUUCACAGACUUGUUUGAUUACCUUCCUCUCACAGCCCUUGUUGAUGGACAGAUAUUUUGUUUACAUGGCGGUCUUUCACCAUCUAUAGACACUCUUGACCAUAUUAGGGCUUUAGAUAGAAUUCAAGAGGUUCCACAUGAGGGUCCAAUGUGUGAUUUGUUGUGGUCUGACCCGGAUGACAGAGGCGGCUGGGGUAUUUCUCCUCGAGGUGCUGGCUACACAUUUGGACAAGACAUCUCAGAGACUUUCAAUCACAGCAAUGGUCUGACACUAGUCUCUCGAGCUCAUCAGCUGGUUAUGGAGGGCUACAACUGGUGUCAUGACAGGAAUGUCGUAACUAUAUUCAGUGCUCCAAAUUACUGUUACCGCUGUGGUAACCAGGCUGCUAUCAUGGAGUUGGAUGAUGCCCUGAAGUACUCAUUUUUACAAUUUGAUCCAGCGCCGAGGAGAGGUGAGCCGCACGUCACAAGACGAACACCGGACUAUUUCCUUUAAGCGUAUCUGUGUCAGUAAGGAUGGAGCAUUGUCUUUUGAAUGUCUUGAAGAUUGCUUUUUACUUGGCUUUGGUCACGUAAGGCACAGAAGUUCUAUGACAUUUUGCAUCACAACUUCAUCCAAAUAAAACAAAAAUUAUUUGCUUCUGUGUGAGAUAAUUCAGUGGACAUGAGGCUUGACUUGCCUGGAUUUAUUAUGUUAUUUAUAUAUAUAUAUUUUAUGAUAUUUUUUUUAAUUUGUGGGGACUUGAUACAAGAAACAACCACACUGUCAAUAGUGAAAUUUGUUGUUGUUGACUGCGAGCAAAUUGUGACCAUCAUGUAAUAUUUAUGUCUUAUUACUGGCACAUUACUAUUGAUAGUUUACAUGUAUUAAGCAUUUUGAUUACACAAGACAGUUUCAUACCAUUUCAGCAACGUAUGUAAGUUGUUGUUAUGUAUGCUAGUCUUAUAAAGAACAUCAUGGAAUAUUAUUUUCUAUUGAUAAGGAUGGUGACUUGAACCCCUGGUAUUUGUUCACAUUUGCCUGAACAGCAUGUGUUGUCAAAGUACCUAAAAGUUACCUUUUUUUUUUUUAGUUUUUUUUUUUAUGCCAAUUGUUCUUUUGUCCCAAAAGGAGAAUUAGCAUCACUCAGCACUACAAAUGUCUUCUUAGUAUUGAUAUGGGGAAAGGGGAGUUUUAAAAAACCCAGUGUGAACUCUGGUGCAUAUCUGUCCUCCGGAGACCCCCCCAGUGUGGUGACAACAGUGGCUUUCAAAUUUUGUGUGUGAAUUGAUUCCAUACUAGUUUGUCAUAAUGUGUGACUGAUCAGUUCCUGAUGUUUCAUACUCUAUUAAAAGUUAUAGAAUAUUGUUCAUUUUCAUUUGUUAAUUUUUCUUUUUUUUUUUCCAGCAAAAGAUCAGUUUGUAAUAUAUGACUGACAGCCAGUGUCUUUUGAUGUUUUAUUACCUUUGUGGAAUCAUGAUCACAUUGAGCCAUCCCAUAGUGUAAUGAAUCAUGUAACUUGAGAUCUGCCAUUCAUUUAUUUGCAAGCACAAACAAUUGAAGUAUAAGUGAGUUUGGGUUGGUUUUUGUUCUCUUUUUUUUCUGAAGUAAUCAAACAUAACAGUACGUUAAAAAAAAUGUAUUUGACUGACCUUGAAAUGUGUGGCAGUGAGGUUGUGAGAUGGUUCUGCUUACAGGACAUUCUCGUGUUUUAUUUAGGCAACAAUCGUUUGAAGCUGUAAGUAAGUGUAAAAAAUUUUACUAUGCAUGCCCCGUUUCAGGGGAAUGUUUGUGAACAUACCUAGCUAUGGUGCAGAUUUAUGUCUAUUUCAUUUUUGAAAUGACUAUGAGCUUUUGUCUAGCCUAUCGAAAAUCACAGAGUUCUCAAUGAUUAGAUUCUGUUGCGCUAAAAUCUGUAUGCUUGUAGGCUUUUGAGAAAUUAACAUGUGAAUAUUGAUAACUGGACUAUUCUUUUUACCCUCCUCAAUUAUUUUUUUAGCCCAACCCUGCUCAAGGUGGAACAGUAUUUUCAGAUUCUUUUUGACUCUUGUUGGGUCUGGUUUAUAAGACUUAAAAUUGAAGAACAAAAAUAUAUAGAUCAGAGCCAGAGGCUGUGAAAGGUUUUGUGUAGAGCUAAUGGUGUUAUAAAUAAGAAAUUGUUGUUGGUCUUGUUUUUCCUCUUGACGUUCUCCACGCUUUUUCAGACUUUUUUUUUUUCCCCGUAAGUCGGUAAUUGAGUCAACAGGUCCCAGCUUUUCUACUUCUUUUGUUUUUGUUUUCACCCCUUUUUUGUUUUGUUUUUGGUUUGCUUCCACCUCAAACACUGCAGCCUGUUGUUUGCUCCGAGGUCCAUGUUCAGUUCCUUUAUUUAAUGCUUUGCUUUUUUCAUGAGCAAUGCCAAUGAUAAAGCAAUAAAUUAUGUUAUAAAUGGCCACUCUGAUAGGUUUCUGCUGCGAAUUUCAGUGCUGUUUUCUUCACCAGUUCAUUUGCUUCGUCUCGCUUUCUCCUUUCUUUGUGUUUUACAUUUCAGUGUAUAUAUGUUCAUUUUAUAGUAUUUUUGUAUGGUGGAAUCAUUUAUACUGGCCCUCGAAGUAUAAAGGUUAUACGUGUCCUGUAUACAGUAAGUUGCAAUUUGGUCCUCUCUAGUCUGUUGCAGCUGUCUACCUUGACAAACUCUCUCUUUCUCUGAAAUUAUUUUGUGGUGGGGAAGGAGCGUCUGUGAAAACUGAAUGUUUAAAGCCUGUGUGAUGAGUGGAUGCUUUGAAAUGAGACAAAUUUUAGAUACUUGCAGGGCUGAGGUGGCUUGCAAUGUUUCGUGUUUUCUGUUGUUGUUGUAGUCCAGAGCUGCCCUGCAUGGUGAUGCUGUUUCCCUCUUCUAGACACUUAGGUACCUUAACACAAAUUCACAACACUUGAGACUGUAAGUAUAUUGUAAAAAUAAAAGUGACAAAAAAAGUU